Messenger RNA from Durusdinium trenchii, 1968 nucleotides. The record is from the annotation of a GenBank genome assembly. Lineage: Eukaryota; Dinophyceae; Suessiales; Symbiodiniaceae.
AUGGGCAAUUGUCCAAUCCUGACAGGCAAAGACCAUGCGAAGACAGCUGACUUGUAUGAAGAUUUCUUCAGAUCCAAGGGGAAAUGGACAAAGAGCCGCACAUGGCACAAUUUAGUGCACAAAUCAAGGUCUAAACGAUCACUCAAGAAGGUAUGGCGCACAUUGAAACAGCUCAAGAAGCAGUUCGAUGAAGAUGAACAUGGUUUGGUGGAACAAAUGUUCAAUAACAAGGUGGAUGCAGGCGCAUGGAGGUACCACCCCGAAUUUCCAGACAUGAAGGACAGCUUCCUUGAGUUCAUCCAAGUACUUGUGUACGAGGAGGAAUCCCAAAUCGAGGAGAGCGAGGAUGAGGAAUGUGUGGGGGGUGAGCAUGAGAAGGUUGACCCAUCAGAAUCCUCAGAUGCUGAAGAGGCAUUGCGGGAUAUUGCUACAGCAUGUGCUGAGACUGGUGAAUGGACAAAAAAGCUUGCUUCAAGCAAGACGCCCGAACAUCUGCAGCUGGCCUUGAGCAAGGAUAUCCAGACUCCAUCGGAUAAGCUGAAGACCUUGCGCGACAAGCUGGAGACAGAAACAAUUUCUGAGGAGGAGGUACUAAGCAAGGGCUUUGAACCAAUGUUGACAGCCAAAGCAUACAAUGGUCGGGUCCUGUGUGCUUGGCUGGCUGACUGCAGCAUAGACUUGUUGCGGCAACAUCCUGAUGAGCUAGAGUACCAGCUCAUGUCAGCUUGCUUGCCUUGUGCCCAGUUUUUCUUGUGCAACUGGAUUGAUGCAAAACACGCCGCCGAACAGAAGAAGGCGGCGGAGGAGGAAUGGCUGCGGAUCCAGGCGGCGCCGCGGCGGUUCCCGACCCGACCGGGCGGCCAGAGAGGAACGCGCGUGGGCGGCUUAGUGGGUGGGAACACAGGUGAAAAGGAGGUUCCACAGGUCGUUGGAAGGUCCAGGUCGGUCUUCGACGAGGCCUCCACCUGCCCGUGGCGCGAGCGCAACCGGCAGGUGCCGGACAUUGACCUGGUGGCCGCCAUGGCCGAGCUGGGGAAUCUCCAGCAGGAGUUCGAGCGCACCGCCAACGCCUUUAACGUCCGGCGAGGCGGGGGAGCCCUGUCGACGUGGCUAGGUGUUGCCCCGGAGAGCAGCGACGACUCGGAGGAAGGCCCAUCCAUGUGGCGAAUUCUGCUGCUCGCUUUCGCCUUCGACGGGGCAGCUUUUGCGUCUCAGGCGGAGAGCGAGAGGUCCUUGGAGCAGUUGCAGCCGCGGCUUUGGUCGUUGGCAGAGGCCUUGCGCCAGGAUCUCACAGGCGAUGAGGACGCGGCACGGCAGAGAUUGGAGGAGAAGGCCGCCAAGAUGAGCAAGGGGGACGGUGCAGCUGCGCUUCUUCGCCAUCUCGCGCGGGAGCGGGAGGAAGGCAAUGAUGGCAGUCAAGGUUCUCAGGUUUUCUCACAGUCCUCCUUCUCGGAAUCUCGCAUGGCCAGUGACGGUCAAGGUCAUGGCUAUGUGCUUCGGCAUGUGAAGACAUGCAAGAAUGGCGUUUGCGAAGAACAGACCGAGAGCAGCCAUCCCAAAGACGCCAAGGAUUCAGCUCAUCACGGCGCUUCGGAAGACGGCGAGGCCGAUGUAGCGCUGGAUCGAGAGGUCAAGAAGCUGUCGAGGCAGAUGCAAGACAUCGAAGCGAAUAUGAACUUCCCGAAGUUCGAUGAUCUCUUGGCCCCCGUGAGCGACUUUUGGAAUCGCUUUCGUGCGUUUCAGAACCCGCCGUCCAAACCUGCCGAUCAGAGUGCUGAUCAGCCCAUCACCCACUCUGAGUCCAUGUCAGAAGAGACCGUGAUGCGCAACGGUCAUGCAGUGCGACGUGUGCGCCGGUGCAAGAACGGGAAGUGCCAAAUGAGGCUGGAGGAAGGCAAUUGGACGAAUAGCCCAAGCUCAGUUCUGGAUCGUGACGACCGCGGUGAUGGGCGUGGAAGUGACUGGUGA